GUGCAUUCCUUCAUCUCAGGGUGCUGACCCACUACAACUAUGUUGGAACACUUUCCUCAAAAACCAGUAAAGAUGGCGUAGGCAAGAUUGAAUUUUGGAGACAUGGCAGCAGUUCAAAGCUCUGCCUUUGAGGACCAAAACCUGGGGUCAGGCCCGGAUGAGGAUGAAAUCUCAUUGUUGGAAGAAGACUCAGACUCUGGAAGCUUGCUCUCCGAUGAUUCUGUUCUCCCUUAUUAUGAACAAGAGGAAAGGACAAAAGGAACUGCCAACACACUAUAUGAGGCUUGUGUCCAAAAUGACCCAGAGGCACUGAAGAGAGUGUUGGAACGAAGUGUGACCUAUGAUGAGGUCAUGGAAGUUGAUAUUAAUGGCAGGAAUGGACUGAUGGUGGCUGCAUAUAAAGGCUUUCUUCCCAUUGUUUAUGAGCUGCAUGGCUGUCCGCAUCUGGAUAUUAACCACCAAGACAAUGACGGCAACACUGCUUUAAUGAUCGCAGCUCAAGCUGGUCAUGUCUCUAUAUGUAACUACAUCAUGAAUUACUUCCCUGGAGCAGAGACAGAGAUCAGAGACAACAGAGGAUUCACUGCCCUCAUUAAAGCUGCCAUACAGGGCAGGAAUGAUGUGGCGGCAGCUCUAAUAAUGCACGGUGCUGAUGUAAAUGCUGUAGACUCCAACCGUGGUAAAUGUGCACGUGACUGGGCACUGAAAACAGGUCGCUUUGACACACUGAAUCGUCUGCGCCACCUUGCGCUUCAUCCCACAGCUGAACAGUUCUGUGACACCUACGUCCCAGAGUGGCCCGACCUUAAGGUGCUGGUCAGCAAAGCAACAGCCAGUAAGAGUGCUGGCCAGAAGCUGACUCAUCAUCUCAAGAGUACUUUUGGUUUCAGUUUCCCACGUGACCCGCAGGACAAUGGUGUCAUGGAUCACAUGGUGCGAAUGACCACCAGCCUACGCAGCCCGCUCAUAGCCACGGCCACACGGCCACUGUGCCCAAGCAGCCCUCCGCAGAUGGGUAAACGUCGACUUGCUGUGGCUGAGCUGAUGCAGAAGCACUCACAGAAGCAGCUGGAAGAGGGUUCACUGUGCCAUCGAAACAGCUCCAUCACCUCCAUUUCUCCAUCUGUCCACUCAGCUGAGUCUGUCUCUUUGUCCUGCUGUGCCACUACAGGGAGGCGUGGCAGUGUGCUGUCUAUUGCUCAGUCUGGAAUGCGCACAUUCAUUCCUUGUAGCGUAGCGUCAAGGCGUAACAGUGUCUUCCCCUCUGGUUGUAUCCCACAGAUCAAAGUUACCAAAUCCUCUGAGCCCACCCCAAAAAAGGAGAAGAAGAAAAAAAAGCAGAAAGGCUACCUGGAGCCUCCAAAGUGGAAGUAUAAGGAGGCUAAGGAUGAGAAGAAGAAAGAGAAGAAAGCGUUGAAGGAAAAGGAAGAGAAGGAAAAAGAGUUGAAAAGCAAAGACAAGGAUAAAGGAAAAAGGAAAAAGCGUGAUAAUUAAGAUGGGCUCUUUAAAACUCUCAAUAAGGUUGUAGAUGCCCUCUGUGUAAUUGUGUGUGAGGAAAUGCUUGAUA
Molecule: messenger RNA, 1567 nt
Organism: Cyprinus carpio (common carp)
Lineage: Eukaryota; Metazoa; Chordata; Actinopteri; Cypriniformes; Cyprinidae
Product: photoreceptor ankyrin repeat protein-like
Molecular function (GO): protein binding
Source: RefSeq, a predicted model, not a curated record